AGUUCUGAAUGAUAAAAUUCUUCGCCAGUCAAAAUCUCUCUCUCUCUCUCUCUCUCUCUCUCACUCUCUCACAACACACUUUCAGAGCAACAAUGGCGACUACUGUUCCAGAAAACCUAAGCAGAGAGCAGUACGUGUACCUAGCCAAGCUAGCUGAGCAAGCCGAGCGUUACGAGGAGAUGGUUCAGUUCAUGCAGAAGCUUGUGUUGGGUUGCACUCCUGCCUCUGAGCUCACUGUGGAGGAGCGCAACCUCCUCUCUGUCGCUUACAAGAACGUCAUCGGAUCUCUCCGAGCCGCCUGGCGCAUCGUCUCCUCCAUCGAGCAGAAGGAGGAGGGUCGCAAGAAUGAAGACCACGUUGUCCUAGUCAAGGAUUACAGAUCCAAGGUCGAGUCCGAGCUUUCUGAUGUCUGCGCCAGUAUCCUCAAGCUCAUGGACUCCAACCUUAUUCCCUCUGCCGCUUCCAGUGAGUCCAAGGUCUUCUAUUUGAAGAUGAAGGGUGAUUAUCACCGUUACUUGGCUGAGUUCAAGGUCGGUGAUGAGAGGAAAUCCGCCGCUGAGGACACCAUGAUCUCUUACAAGGCUGCUCAGGAUAUAGCGGCUACGGAUCUUGCAUCAACACAUCCAAUUAGGUUGGGGUUAGCACUCAAUUUUUCAGUGUUCUACUAUGAGAUUCUCAAUCAAUCUGAUAAAGCUUGCAGCUUGGCCAAACUGGCAUUUGAGGAAGCAAUUGCUGAGUUAGACACUUUGGGAGAAGAAUCGUACAAGGACAGCACCCUCAUCAUGCAACUCCUAAGGGACAACCUCACCCUUUGGACUUCAGAUGCGCAGGACCAGUUAGAUGAGCCAUAGAAGGCGAUAUAUAAAUCUGAGCAAGCCUUUUCUUUUGGAAUAGGAAUGUUAUUUAUUUGUGGUGAUUGGAAGUGUGUUAAGUCUUGUAAAUUGGGGGUCAGCAUUGGACGUGAUACUCCAUAUUCAGACCAAAAUUGUUCUUAAAUAUAUUUACUGAUGUGGAAUGGUGGAAUUUGAUAGCGAAGCUAUUUAAUUAGCUAUGCUCUAUAAAGUUUUUGCUUAUUCAUAUCA
Humulus lupulus (European hop) is the source of this 1082-nucleotide messenger RNA. Its product is annotated as 14-3-3-like protein B. The transcript has 4 exons. The coding region runs from base 9 to 851 and encodes 280 amino acids. Lineage: Eukaryota; Viridiplantae; Streptophyta; Magnoliopsida; Rosales; Cannabaceae. The record is from RefSeq and is a predicted model, not a curated record. Gene Ontology annotation, cellular component: cytoplasm. Gene Ontology annotation, biological process: signal transduction.